Molecule: messenger RNA, 653 nt
Organism: Brassica napus (rape)
Lineage: Eukaryota; Viridiplantae; Streptophyta; Magnoliopsida; Brassicales; Brassicaceae
Product: protein GL2-INTERACTING REPRESSOR 2
Exons: 2
Coding region: 104-454 (116 amino acids)
Source: RefSeq, a predicted model, not a curated record
AGCAAAAACCACUGUUAGUAGUUCACGAGUCACGACUGCGAGAACCAUCAAAGACAUCUCAAUAAAACCAAAACCUCUUUCUCAACUCCCAAAGAGAGGAUCGAUGAGCAGGAGGAACAGGAACGGGCCUAAGCUGGAGCUGAAGCUGAAUCUUUCGCCACCUUCUUCUCAAGGUAACCAGAUGAAUCUGGUUCGAUCUCCAAGUCGUUCCAACACAACUUCACCGAACUCAUGCGUUUCCUCUGAAACGAUACAGGAGGAGAUGGAGACAACAACUUCAAUGGUUCUUGUCGGCUGCCCUCGUUGCCUUAUGUACUUUAUGCUCUCUCAAGAUGACCCAAAGUGCCCAAAAUGCAAAAGCACCGUCCUACUCGAUUUCCUCCAGCAAAACGCCUCCGCGGCUACAACCGCCCCCGCCGCCACCACUAAACGCAAGAAGACCUGGUGGAACUGAGUUGUUUAAACCAACCCCUUUUUAAAAAUAACCGAAAUAUUUCAACAGCCUAUAGACUGAUCCAACCGCAUUUGUUGAUGGCAAGAUAGAUAUUUUAAAUAUCUAGGAUCGGUCCGCCCUACGGGCGGGAUUUGUAUAUUUGUGUUAUGAUAAUUUGUUUUGUUGGUUUUGGGAUUUUAAAUAUAUGGUUGUUUAUGCA